AUGGAAUUCAGUUCCAGGGAAGCUGUUAUUAAGGCGAUGAAGGAGUAUACCCUCCGAAGAUCUGUAGACUGCCGUGUGUAUAAGUCGGAGCCGUUGACAUUUAUGCGAAGUGUACACAGUACGGGUCAGGGUGUGAUUGGCUUAUUAGACUAUCGAAAAGCAUGGUUGGCAAAGCAGAAGUCCGUUGAGAAGAUAUUUGGAGGUUGGGAAGCAUCCUACGAAGCGUUGCCUAUAUGGUUCGAGGCCAUGUGUCAUAAGGAACCAUCAGCUGUUGUACAUUGUGAGACUAUGCCUGCAUAUCAAGGGGAUGAUUUGGUAACUGAUAUCCAGGUAUUGCAUCGAGUCUUUUGGAGCUAUUACCUAUGCAUUAGAGCAUUCAGACACUGUAAGCCAGUUGUCCAGGUGGACGAGACUCACUUGUACGAAAAGUACAAGGGUUGCUUGUUAGUGGCCGUUUCGCAGGAUGGUAACAAUAAUAUCGUCCCGAUUGCAUUUGCUAUUGUCGAGGGAGAGACCUCUGAUGCUUGGCACUUCUUCCUUAGUAACCUGCGUCAACAUGUUGUGACUCGAAAUGAUGUGGGGCUUAUAUCGGACCGACAUGAGUCCAUAAAUGUAGAUGUGGAACGUAGUCACGGAGCUUGGUCACCUCCUAGAGCUUUCCACAUGUUUUACAUCAGGCAUAUAGAAUCGAACUUUCUGAGAAAAUUCAAGGCACCCUAUCUGCAAAAGCUAGUCGUCAAUAUAGGAUAUUCGCGGACGGUUCGUGAGUAUGAAGUGCGUUACCAGCGUUUACGAGAGCGGGGCGAGGCGUACACUAACUGGUUAAACCGUAUUCCCCGUGAACAGUAUGCGUUGGCCUUUGACGGUGGCUACCGAUGGGGUCACAUGACGACUAAUCUAAUGGAAUGCAUCAACUCAGUCUUGAAGGGUGCACGCAAUCUCCCCAUCACUGCACUUGUGAAAGCAACGUUCUACAGACUUAAUGAGUUGUACACACGGAAAAGAGCAAAAGCAGAGGCGAGGAUUAAUGCAGGCCAUGUUUUUACGGAGCAUGUGACCUCCAAAAUUCAUGCAAAUCAACUUGCAUCAGGAAACAUUCAGGUUAAUUAUUUUGACAGGCAGAAUGAGGUAUUUGAAGUGUGUGAGAUGCCAAGUGGAGUGGAGUAUACUAUUGACCUCCGUCGUCAGAGAUGUGACUGUGGUGAGUUCCAGGUGGAUCGGAUUCCUUGUCGGCAUGUGUUUGCAUGUUGUGCAAAUCAACGACUAGAUUGGCAGGUGUAUGUGCAUGACGUUUAUAAGAUGGACCAAGUCAGAUGCGUUUAUCGGGCUAGGUUUAGGCCAUUAGGGAAUCCUACUACGUGGCCUUCUUACAAUGGUCCCUGA
Messenger RNA from Arachis ipaensis, 1383 nucleotides. RefSeq lists its product as uncharacterized. Gene Ontology annotation, molecular function: zinc ion binding. NCBI's taxonomy places the organism in Eukaryota, Viridiplantae, Streptophyta, Magnoliopsida, Fabales, Fabaceae. The record is from RefSeq and is a predicted model, not a curated record.